This is a messenger RNA of Colletotrichum destructivum, 2499 nucleotides long. Its product is annotated as Putative acyltransferase 3 domain-containing protein. NCBI's taxonomy places the organism in Eukaryota, Fungi, Ascomycota, Sordariomycetes, Glomerellales, Glomerellaceae. The transcript has a single exon. The coding region runs from base 406 to 1956 and encodes 516 amino acids. The record is from RefSeq and is a predicted model, not a curated record. Gene Ontology annotation, cellular component: membrane. Gene Ontology annotation, biological process: polysaccharide biosynthetic process. Gene Ontology annotation, molecular function: acyltransferase activity, transferring groups other than amino-acyl groups.
AAUACGCUAAUACAAAUGAAAUUACCUACAACUUGACCAUCCUAUCCUUCAUCCUUCUCACCUUUGUCGCCCCAAGUAAUCGGCCCAAGUCCAACUUCCCUUCUUCGCACACGCCUUCUUUGUUCUCUGCGUGUCUACCUACGUGUCUGCUUCGACACGCGCGCCGUUACUCCUUCGACGCCCCCAACCCGUCUCCUGGUGUCUUCACGCUUCAUCAAGGCCACCUAACCAACGGCCUCGUCCUGCUCAACUGUCGACGAUCGACCAGGAAACAGCAAGAGGAUAGGGAAGAAAGAGUAGCACGACAACCACGACCGCUUGUGAACUUCUGAUCGAUCCCUAACCCGAUUGCGACCACCUCUCCGGAGGAAUGCCAUCACAUUCACCAUCGCCAUUGCCCUCGCUAUGAUCUCCCUCGCCGUUCGCUCCAUUCGCGGAGCUGUCGCUCGGUUCUCCCCCACCUACUCCUACUCCCUGCUAUCGGACGCAACCCCUCAGUCCGAUCCCUCGUUACCCGCCUCAUCGAGCCCAACGCCGCAGUCAAAGUCCUUCCUCGCCAAACUCACCGCUAUUCUCUUCUUCCUGCUGCCCUCCUUCGUCCAGAGGAGGCUGAGACCCAGCGACAAGCACCAGCGCCGACGCCUCUAUGCUACAUCAUGGCUUGACGGCCUACGCGGCGUCGCCUCCCUGAUUGUCUUCAUCUGUCACUACUCAGGCCCGCACUUUGGCUACUACCUCGCUCGACCAUACGGCAUCCCCGACGAAAACGAUCAUGUUGCUUCCUCGCCGUUGCAGCUGCCUUUCUUGCGUGUCAUUUACAGCGGCAAGCCCAUGGUCCACAUCUUCUUCGUUAUCUCGGGUUUCGUCCUCUCCCUCAAGUCUCUACAACUCGUCAGAAAACACAAUUAUGAAGCGCUCCAUCGCACCCUCUCAAGCAGCGUUUUUCGCCGGGGGUUUCGCCUCUUCCUGCCUACAACUGCCUCUACCUUUAUCAUCAUGAUUAUGAUCCGCUUGGGUUGGAUGGGACAGCCCUUGCCUACGCUGUGGGAGCAGCUGGUGGACUGGAAGAAUGGUCUCUGGAAGAUCACCUUCAGCUGGCAGUGGGAUAUUACCCAGUUCCUCCCCUACGACGUUCACCUUUGGACUAUUCCUAUUGAGUUCUCAAACUCGUUGCUAUUGUUUGUCACUCUGGUUGGUGUAAGUCGUAUGAAGACGUACCUACGUCUGUUAUCUGUGGUUGGUAUCAUGAUCUAUUGCCUCAAGUGUGGCCACUGGGCUGCGUUUGAGUUCUUUGGCGGCAUGGUCCUCGCCGAGGUUGGUCUUAUUCAGGAGGCCCGCCGCGAGCGCGCUGCCGCUGCAGCGGCCGUCGAGGACAAGGAGGCGGCAUCCGACACGGGGGCCAUCGGCGGCGGCAUCAACUCGUGGUCGAGCUCCGUCACUACGCUCGUGCUCAAGGCCUUCCUUCUUGGCAACCUUAUAUUCGCCCUUUUCGUUGCUGGAUGGCCGGAUCAGGUCAACGAUAUCACGCCGGGCAUAGCGCCGCUCUUCCGCAACACCAUGGAGCCUUACUUCACGAUGGGUGGAGACCUUGUUGCAUUCCCCUGGUAUGCCCUCGGCGCCGUCCAGAUCGUUGCCGCCUUGCAGCAGAUCAAGGUGCUGCAGAACCUGUUCAUCACACCGUUGGCGCAGUACCUCGCUGAUAUUAGCUACGCACUGUACCUCUGCCACGGCCCUGUCCUGGACGUUUUCGAGCAUCGCUGGAUGCCCUACGUCUGGGCGCUGGUUGGCGGCAGAGACGAAGCCGGCAUGUGGGGGCGGAUGGUGGCGUGGUUCAUCGGGUUGCUGACGCUGGGAGUGCCCACCAUCUGGGCCAGCGACGUCUUCUGGCGCACGAUCGAUGUCAAGAGCGUCGAGCUAUCACGCUGGAUCGAGUCAUUCUGCACCCAGGACGACUAGCGGGGUCUUUGCACGCCGCAUGUGUGUGUAUGUUCUGGCAGGUACUGUUGUGGUGGCACCUGCGGCUUAUAAAGCAACCUAGAUGUGGUUUUGGUUUGAGUAUCGAGUAUAGCUAUAGAGCCAGCAAUAUCACCAUCCCAUAGAGAGAACUUGUGCCCCUCUUGUUUUGAUAUUUUACAACAGGUGAACAGUAGCUUCACCACGUCAGUACUCUCUCUGUACAGUCAGGUGCCAUUCACGUGGCGUGACAGCCAGUCGUCAGUUUUACUCAUGCGUUGUGUUUUAUUUCCAUGCUGGAUUUAGGUCUUGACGGUCUCCGGCCACGCCAACUGAGACGCACGGUUGCGGUUGAAGUAGGCAUUGGAGUGUAUCGUGUUGGAAACAAGCAUUCUGCAUGCCGUUCCAAAGGAUGAUUCAUGUCUUGGCCUGCCCGGCCAAUCCAACGUGUUGGUCUUCAAGGCUAGCUUCUUUAGGAAGGAUACAGCUGGAACUUCAUUCCAGGGAUCACGAUAAGAUGAUUUCGGGUCAGUCAGGUCUUCCGCC